Messenger RNA from Vitis vinifera (wine grape), 2714 nucleotides. RefSeq names its product subtilisin-like serine-protease S. Gene Ontology annotation, biological process: proteolysis. The record is from RefSeq and is a predicted model, not a curated record. The coding region runs from base 272 to 2542 and encodes 756 amino acids. The transcript has 11 exons. NCBI's taxonomy places the organism in Eukaryota, Viridiplantae, Streptophyta, Magnoliopsida, Vitales, Vitaceae. Gene Ontology annotation, molecular function: serine-type endopeptidase activity.
UGUCCAUGGCUUAAGCAUACCAAUUCUGACACGCUGAAACCAACAGAAGGGCCGGCUUAGACGACUUCCAAAUGACUAGAAACAGUCUGUUUUAACACUUCUAGAUUUACACAGAAUCUCUUCACCAUAUGUGCCUCUUCAUGCAAUUGAAACCAGGACAUAUAUGAAGCCGGCCUUUCUUUGUAGUGACAGUUUAUAUAAGGCCAUCACCCAACUCAAAACUCUCCAAAGUUACUCUUUCUCCUAAUUGGGUAGCUUUGCUUCAUUCAUCAUGAUGGUUUCCUUAGUCUUCAAUCUUCUCUUCUUGUUUAGUUUUGCUUUCUUGCAGGGAGCCAUUGCUGAUAGAAAGCAUUACAUUGUUUAUAUGGGGGAUCACUCAUACCCGGAUUCGGAAUCUGUGGUUGCAGCUAACCAUGAGAUGCUAGCUUCAGUUAUUGGAAGUGUUGAUAGGGAACAGGCAGUGGCACUUCACCAUUACAGUAAAAGCUUUAGAGGGUUCUCAGCCAUGCUUACACCAGAGCAAGCUCAAAAACUUGCAGAGAGCGAUUCAGUAAUUUCAGUGUUCAGGAGCAGGAUGAACCGAGUCCAUACAACUCAUUCUUGGGAUUUUCUGGGAAUAGACUCUAUUCCUCGGUAUAACCAACUGCCAAUGGACUCAAACUCUAACGUUAUUAUUGGUGUCAUUGACACAGGAGUUUGGCCAGAGUCAGAGAGCUUCAAUGAUGAAGGAUUAGGCCAUGUACCAAAGAAAUUCAAGGGAGAAUGUGUCAAUGGUGAAAAUUUUACAUCAGCCAACUGCAACAGGAAAAUCGUAGGUGCUCGAUUCUACCUGAAAGGUUUUGAAGCUGAGAAUGGCCCCCUUGAAUCCAUUGGCGGUGUUUUCUUCCGAUCACCACGAGACAGCGAUGGCCAUGGCACCCACACAGCCUCGACGAUUGCAGGAUCAGAGGUAGCUAAUGCCAGCUUAUUUGGGAUGGCCAGAGGCACUGCAAGAGGCGGUGCACCAGGUGCUAGACUUGCCAUCUACAAGGCUUGUUGGUUUAACCUCUGCAGUGAUGCUGACAUUCUUUCUGCUGUGGAUGAUGCCAUUCAUGAUGGUGUUGAUAUUCUCUCACUUUCCCUUGGCCCUGACCCUCCCCAGCCUAUUUACUUCGAAGAUGCAGUCUCUGUUGGAUCUUUCCAUGCAUUCCAACAUGGAAUUCUUGUUUCUGCUUCAGCAGGAAACUCUGCUUUCCCAAAAACUGCCUGCAAUGUUGCUCCUUGGAUCUUGACUGUUGCUGCAAGCACUAUAGACAGAGAUUUCAACACAUACAUACAUCUUGGAAAUUCAAAAAUAUUAAAGGGUUUCUCCUUAAACCCUCUUGAGAUGAAAACCUUUUAUGGUUUAAUAGCUGGGAGUGCAGCCGCUGCCCCUGGAGUUCCUUCAAAGAAUGCCAGUUUUUGCAAGAACAGUACUCUAGAUCCAACGUUGAUAAAAGGAAAGAUUGUGGUGUGCAUGAUCGAGGUAAUAAAUGAAAGCCGGAGAGAGAAAAGUGAGUUUGUGAAGCAAGGUGGUGGUGUGGGGAUGAUACUAAUUGAUCAAUUUGCCAAAGGUGUUGGUUUUCAAUUUGCAAUCCCAGGUGCCCUCAUGGUUCCAGAAGAGGCAAAAGAGCUUCAAGCAUACAUGGCAACAGCAAAGAAUCCUGUUGCUACAAUCUCCACAACAAUAACUCUUCUAAAUAUUAAACCUGCACCAAGGAUGGCUGUAUUUUCUUCCAUGGGUCCAAACAUUAUAAGUCCAGAGAUUCUUAAACCGGAUAUAACAGGACCUGGAGUGAAUAUUCUGGCAGCAUGGUCUCCGGUAGCAACUGCAAGCACUGGGGAUCGGUCAGUAGACUAUAACAUAAUCUCCGGAACGUCCAUGUCUUGCCCACACAUAUCAGCAGUGGCUGCAAUUUUGAAAUCCUACAACCCUUCUUGGAGCUCAGCUGCAAUAAAAUCUGCAAUGAUGACAACAGCUACUGUCCUAGAUAACAUGCAAAGCACCAUCAGAAAAGAUCCAGAUGGCACCCCGACCACGCCUUUUGACUAUGGAUCUGGACACAUAAACCUUGUUGCUGCAUUGAAUCCUGGACUAAUAUAUGAUUUUGGUUUCAAUGAAGUUAUCAAUUUUCUCUGCAGUACUGGUGCAAGCCCUGCACAACUCAAAAACCUCACAGAGAAGCAUGUUUACUGCAAGAACCCUCCACCCUCUUACAACUUCAAUUACCCUUCAUUUGGUGUUUCCAACUUGAAUGGAAGUUUAUCUGUGCACCGAGUGGUUACCUAUUGUGGUCAUGGCCCCACAGUCUACUAUGCAUAUGUAGAUUACCCAGCAGGUGUUAAAGUUACAGUAACACCUAACAAGCUAAAAUUUACAAAGGCUGGAGAGAAGAUGUCUUUUAGGGUGGAUCUCAUGCCUUUCAAGAAUAGUAAUGGAAGCUUUGUUUUUGGGGCUUUGACAUGGAGCAAUGGCAUCCAUAAGGUCAGAAGUCCUAUCGGUCUCAAUGUCCUCUCUACGUAGGAAUGAGUGUUCUACAGCAUAUGUAUUUCAGAAUGAAACCCUGAGGUCACUCUGGUGAUAAGGAAUUGAGGUGUGGGGAACAGCAGUUAAUUCCAAGUGCGAUUCCAUGUUCAAACGGAAAAAUGUAUUUCAGAUUUUGAGAUGAAUUCAAGUUUGCUUUUAACUUCUGGUC